UAGUUCGAUAAAUGACGAUCCUCGCGCGAAACGAGAAUACGAAAUCCUGUUAACUCGAUCCGUUAACGUAACGGACACGCGGAGAGUGGCCGCUGGGGACUGACUCGUUGUCGGUGGUGGCGCGCGUCUGUGUAAAAGCCAAAAUUAUACAGAAUUCGUACAAAUUUAAAUAAAUGAAAUUAAUACUCUAAACGAAUAAAAUCACUACUCGAUAAAACUGUCUCAUCGCGUGCAGAAAGAACAACUUUGGGAAAUCGUGUUUUGGAGUUUCACGUUCGAGUAAUCGAUAUCAGUCGAUUUUUGUCGUACGAAAUCGAUACGCAUUUGAUUUAUGCGCGUUUAGUUUGUGCGCACUUAGCCGACGCGCAUUUAGUCGGUGCGUAUUUCGUCGGUACGUAUUUAGCCAGCGCGUUUUUAGCCGGCGUGCAUUUAGUCGGUGCGUAUUUGCUCGGUGCGUUUUCGGUGCUUGUGAACGGAGGUGAACCGGAGGGUGAGGAAUAAAGAAAAAGGGGGCGAGAGACGAACGAUGGUGCUGUCCGGUCGUCGCGGUUAAUUCGCACGUGUCGCGAUGUCGGGCGGCACGGCGGGCGUCCGUGGCACCGGCGCCGAGUGCAGGAAGUUCGCGCCGAACAUAUUCAACAAGAGCAAGUGCAGCAGCUGCUUCAAGCAGAAGGAGGAGCACAGCGCGGAGGCUCUGGAAUGCAACAGGGCAACGAGGAAGAUUUCAAAAUGCGGGUACCUGUUCGUCGCCCCGGGCUGGGAUUUCUCGAAUCCGCUGAAUCGAACGAAGAGAUGGCAGAGAAGAUGGUUCGUUUUGUACGACGAUGGAGAGCUGACGUACUCGGUGGACGAGCACCCAGAGACGGUUCCUCAAGCGAGGAUCGAUAUGACCCGCGUGUUGGAGGUCGCUGCAGCCGAAGACAUCACUGGACAUCCUUACAGCCUCGCGAUCACCGCGCCCGAAGGAGUUACCUUCGUAAAAGGCACGUGCCGCGAGGAAACCAGAUGGUGGGCUGAUGUGCUGCAAGUCUACUCGAGGAACAAGGGCCGACAUAAGAGGAACGCGACGUUCCCCGGUGGACAGACUACCAUUCUUCAAGUCACUCCAACGAUCAGAAGCAAUACACCGAAUCCUCCGCGACCUCGUUUCAACAGCUGUCGUUCAGAGCCACGCAGCAACACAUGGAUCCCAGAAACGAGCGUCCCUUCCGACCUUUGUCCACCGGUGUUCUCUUCCACACCAUCUUUGGUAACCAACAGCGUGGUAACCACCACCAGCAAUGCAACGAUGAGCAAUGGGAACGUGGAAACCAACAACGAUCAUCGAACGAGCAACCUGUCGCCUCUAAGAACCAGCACACCCCUGGAGAACGGUGGUUCCACGUAUCUAUCCUCCGUUUCAACCACUUCGUCGAUGAACGGAAACGUGUCUAGCACUGUGUAUUCAACCCCGUCGACGCCAACGACCGUGUCAAGCAGCAGUUCCUUGACAGAGAAGCCACCGAUCGUACCCAACGAGGGUAGAUCGAGCUACAGGGAUCAACCAGCGAGCAGCGCGUCUCCUCCGACCAGGGACAAGCUUCGAGCGGAGGACAAGGCCAGGCGCAGGAUGAAUCAGCACGGAGAACGAGCCGGGACAGCCUGCUCCGGCGAGAAACUAGACGAUGACGCCUGUCGAAGAAUCCUGCUGGAGCAUGAGAGGGAACGAGAGGGAAAAUUGCGGGAUAUUGCUGCCUCUUUGACCCAGCCACGCGUCAGGAGGAUCAAACCGAGAACGUCCGAACCGACUAGGGACGUGGUGGAUGCAGCUAACGCGGCGUAUCAGGACAAAUUCAUCAGAGGUGAUCCAGACGGAUGUGGCCUGGACAUUUCGGGGAUAAGAUAUUCCCCUACGUCCGAACUGAGGGUUGAUCUGCCUGCCGAGGAUUUAUUAAACAUCAAGAAAGGCUGGCUAAUGAAGCAAGGAUUGAACAAGGAAUGGAACAAGCAUUGGUUCGUAUUGCGCGGUUGCGGUCUCAUGUACUACCGUGAUCCUUGCGCGGAAGAUAAGGGUAUCAUGGACGGUGUCAUAGAUCUGAAUACCGUUACCGCCGUCACGCCCCUUCAAGUCGCAAGAAAUUAUGGAUUCCAGACCGUGGCCUGGGAUGAUCGAGGAUCGACCGUGUUGUCCGCGGUCACCGCUGGUAUACGAGCCAGUUGGAUGUCGGCCAUUCGGAGGGCUGCCAAUUUACCAGAUCCUGACAGUAGCAACGAUUCUCUGACCGUUUGUCAAGAUGGACAGCAAGAUAACACGCCUCAAUCACCUACUGCAUCCAUUACGGACCGUGAGAGAGACUCGGUUGUUCCAUCGACCUCGGUCACGCCACGCUCAGUGCUGUUCUCUUCGGACGAGGAGUAUCGAACAGCAUCCGAAGGUGGCAGAAGAGAGUCCGGUGAUUGGUCAGAAGUCCCAGUGUCACCACCUCUGGUAAGAAACGGUGAUUGGCCCAGUGGACUGAAGGGAUCAAGCUGGUCAGAUUCAGCAAACCAUGAAUGGUCAGAAUUACCGCCCUCACCACCGUUAACAAGAACAGCUCUAUCCCGAGUAAAAGCACGAUCCAGAUCAAGCUCCAGAUCUAGAGUAUACAAGAGAAGCUGUAGCUCGCCUUUAAGCUCAAGAAGAAGCACGUUGGACAGCGUGAGGUCGGAAGAUCUAAUGAUGGCUUGCUGCGAACUUGGAGAAGACGAGGACCAACAUAAUGGACACAUGCAGAACAAUAGUUGCCUCUCGAGCGCCAACGAGAGUCCCUUGAUCGUAGAAUUGUUGGAGAAUCAGGUAUCGAUGUUGCGCGAUCAGUUGGAUCAAAAUCAAUCCCACCCAAGCACGCUACUAGUCAUUAUCGAGCGUCAAGAAAAUGAAAUAGAGAGUCUGAAGUCGCAGCUGAACGCGGCGAGAGCGGAUGUUGCUAGUGCGGAGAAGGAGUUGUCCAGGUUGAGACAGCAGAAGGCUGAAGCUUCUAUUAGGGAGAAGCAAGUCGAUGAACUGUUGAAUACCAUCCAGAGAACAGAGCAACAGAGGAACAAGGAUUUAGAGGACUUGGAGAAGAUGAAGAAGAUGUACAACAGAGAUAAAGAGGUGUUGGAGUGCAAAUUGCUGGAGACAGAGGCUAUUCUUAGGGAGACGAGUGAACGCUGCGAGAUGCUUACUAAAGAGUUGGCAUCGAGUCAUAGAACCGUUGAACAUUUGCAGUCGGAGGUUACUUCAUUGAGUAACAGAUUGUCUCAAGGAAUAGACGAAAACGAGCGUUUAUAUAGCAAAGUUAGAGAAUUGGAAGAUAAAGGGGGACUAUCUUCUUCAAGGGAGCGCGGGAGAAGCUUCGACUCUCUCAGUGAUUUAACGAAUAUUGAGUUAGACCUAGACUUUAAUACUCUUGAUAAGGAAAGGAUCGUGGAAGAAUAUGACGAACUGAGAAGCCGCUUUGAGAAAGCUAUCCUGGAGAUACGCGCGAUGCGCAAGGAACUCCGUGAAGCGCACGCGAUACAGGACGCACUGGAGCUAGAGAUUUUUGCUCACAAGCAGGACGCAGCGAGUGUCAGCGAGACGAACCAGGCCCAGCUGCAGUUAAUGGCAGCUAGGAUUCAAGAUUUGACGAACAAGCUUGCAGCUAGCGAGAAACAAGUGAGAACGUUGAAGCAGAAGUUGACUAAAGCUGAAAGUAGAGAUAAAAGAAGAUCGCUGUCGUUGAAGGGUCGUGAGUCCUUCCAGAUCUCGCAAGAGAUGGAGGACAAGCUGCUGGAUCUGGAGAACAAGAUCUGUGCUAUAGAACGUGGAAAAGGUACCAGUGCGCCAGUAUCAACUGGAUGCAGCUCGAAGGAGUCGAGUCCUAACCCAAAGAAGGAGAAGAGAAGGGACGGAAAGAGUCUGGAUCGUACUAGAUUAAGAAGAAAAUCGCUAGAUAGUGCAACUAGUUCCGAACCGAUGAAAGUGUUGAUCAGACUCAGCACUCUAGAGACGAAGGUGGCGAACGUUACAGAAAAUAUGGCGAGUGACGCUGAGAAAGACUCCAGCGAAUGUAGCGAGAUCAGUGCAUCCUCCACCAGCGAAGUUUCAUUGGAGAUCAUCGCGAGGUUAAGGAAAUUGGAGAGGGUGGUGUCGAAGUCGAAGAGGAGGCUGGAGAAGUGUUUAGGUUCGACACAAGCGGAGGAUAAAGCGGAGAAGUGUUUGCGCGAGGUGAACGACAUCCUGGACUCGUGUUUAGAAUGUAAGAAAAACCAAGCUAGCGCUCAAGUGACCGAGUCAGUAGGCGUAGUGGUAUCUAGACUAGAGACUAUACUUAAAGAUAAAUUGAGCGAACUCACGAAGAGACGGCAGACGCUCGAGCAGAACGGCCAACUAAACGACAGAGAGAAGAUGAAGCUGGUCGCGGAGAGAGUGGCGUUCGAGUUCAUCGUUCUGAGACAGAUCAAGUGCGCGAUCGGCCGGACAUUCGACCGGAGUGCCGUUCUCAGUGAAUUGGUCGAAACUAGUCAGCUUGCCUCAAGCUUAAUGCGUAAGAUUCACGGAACUAAGCCCAAAACGUACCAAAACACCAGUUACAUUCAGUAUCUUACUAGAGUGUUAGCGAAUAAGUUAGUACUAGUAGGUGGCGUGGCCGCGACGGAGACAACGACCAAGGAGGUGUCCGCAGCUCGUAACGAGAGCUUGAACUUCCUGCUGCAAAAACAAUGCGAGGUGAACGAGAUCGUACGGAAAUAUAAAGAAACGAAGUUGAGACAGCUCGCAGAAGUACUGGCCGCCGAAACGUUGAGCAUGUCCGAGCAAGAGGAUUUGAACAAACAUCAGGUAACCAACUCGAAUAAAAAAUUACUGGAAGAUCGACGAAUUCGCGAAGCGUGGGCGUUGGCUCAAGAAACGGUCAGCAAAGAGUUGGUACAAGCUGAAGUGUCUCAUGUGAUCGUGCGUUGCGGCCAAAUGUACGAACAGAACAUCACGAGCAUCACCGAUGCUUGUCUCAACUUUGAGGGCGCGGAGAACGUAACGUUGGAAUCUUGGAUCGAUGCCGCGCAGGCCAGACUCCGUCAAGAGAUGGAACUUUCUACUCGCGAGCUAUCCGACGUGUACGAGGAAUGCCUUCAUCAGCUGAAGAAGAAUAAGUCGACGAUAGUUGAAUCGAAGUACGAGUCCCGGCAGUUGUUAACGGAAUACGCGGACGUGAUCGCGCACAAAGCUUUAAUAGACGCCAGAAUCGGGCUUCUUCAGGAGAAUACGAGACAAUUGACGAUCUUCCCUGGGGAGACUUUCGUAUCUAGUCUAAUCCGAAACGACGACGUCCUUUCAAGUCUGCUAGAAGCGGACGACCACGAGUUCCAAAGCAAUCCGAUUCUCGACGCGGAGUACAGUUACCUUUAUCAACAGUUUAGCAAGGACUGCGAGGAAAGGAUAUCCGGUUCAAAGCGUGCUUCGAAGGAUCAGAUAAAGAACGUUGGCCAGAGUUUGCACUACCUAGAAGAAGACUUAGUUGAAUUGGGCAAACGAGUCCGAGGCAAAUUGAGCGAAAAUAACGAAAAUACCGUGUGGCCUACGAAGUCGCCGACGGUUACCAUCACCGACUGGUCGAGUGUGUGCGAAAAAUGCUCGGAAUUGCGCAAGCAGAUCAAGAAGCUGAGCGACUACAUGAAUAGCGUGACUUGCAAACAGUGUGGCCAAUUGCAAGAAACCAUCGAUAGGAUAACAGCCGAGCAUAAUCAAGAGUUGGAGACAUUGAAGCGCAAUCAGGAAAGGGAUUUGCUGGACAUCAAAGGUGAACUAGACAAUCAGAGACAAUCUCUAACAUCUCAGUACGAACAGGAAGCGGCCAGUCUACGAGAAAAGGCGAGAAAAUUAGAACAUAGACUGAACGCUAUGGACUCUGAGCACUCUGCUCACGUGAACGAACUUAGAGCAGCUUAUCAACGAUCCAUGAGCGCGGAAUUGGACACAGAUGCGGAAACAAGAAAGAGAUAUAAAGAAGAGAUCAAGCAAUUGCGAGCGUUAUGUGAAAAAGGUUUGCUGGCAAUGGAGAAUUCUCAUAGACGCAUUAUUUCUGAGAUGGAAGAGAAACAUCGACAGGAAUUGGAAAAUCUAAGGGUGGAGAAAGAGCAGGCAUUAUCAGAAGAGACUCAGGCCACUCUUGCGGCUCUUGAUGCUAUGAGAAAGGCGCACGAACACGAAGUGCAGAAGGAAAUAGCUAAGUUUAAGCAAGAAUUUAUUAAACAAAUGCAGGCACGCGAGGACAUUGGCGUGCUUCAUAAAGAACACGAGGAAGAGAUGGAGGAGAUAAAGCAGGAAAUUCUUUCGUUAUCUGCAAAAUAUUCCUCUAAGUGUGUGGAGUCUGCAGCCCUGGAGGAAAAAGUAGGAUCCCUUACCAAACAACUUGCUCAAGCGCAACAGCACAUCAUGCAACUAGACGCGAGAAACAAACAGCUGAGGGCACAUUUGGUAUUAGAAACGAACGAUGGUACGAUCAACGACAGUAUGCAAAUGUUGAGGGGCAGGGACAACGAGAUUGUCGAGCCGAGGGAGGAAAUUCAUCGACUACAACAGAUGAAGCAUGGGGAGGCUCCUCGUGAUACGUCCGGUGUGUCAUCGAAAUCUCCGUCGCUAAGCUACUCGCCGCAGCGUGUCCGGAGUAGUCACGAGCCGCUGCUCAGAGCGGCGAGCAGCGAGGAGCAGAGAACGACCGGCGAACGGCCGAGAAGCUCGCUGUCCACGUUGCAAAAGAGCACGCAGGACAAGCAGGCCGCGUUCUCGUACAAGCUUGAACGCGUUAAGUCAGUGUCGUUGCCUUACUCGAGUAACUUGGUUAGGCCGGGCAGUAGUUCUGGCGUGCCGUCGCACGAUAGGAAAGAGGUGAGCUUAGGGCAAAAGAGCCAGGAGCGUAACGGCCUGGCAUCGCCGCUUUGGGACAGCCUGAGACCAAGGACCGGACUGCCCCAUCAGUAUCAAGGUGGCACAGCAGAGGUGCGAGUCGACAGCGCCGGCAGUGGCUGGCAGGGCAGCAACAAAAUCGAAAAACAGCAACACUCGGAGGCAUACGGCUUCCAUGCCAACGAUCCUCGCGCGUCCCGCCUCACCCCGGAACCCCCAGCUCUCUCCGUUGCAGAGCUGAUGAGGUCUCCAGCCGUGAGGUGGUCCAGCAGAAGUUGUCGUAGCCUGCCUCCAACGCCCACGCCGAGUUAUCAUCAUACGCUCCACCCUCCACUACCAGCGGUGGGCAUGGUCGCCGAGAGGAAGAAACGUUUCGAGCUCUGAAUUGCUAAUUAAGAAUGUAUCACUAUCCUAUUGGUCUGCUGAAAUUUCAAGAUUACGCGCAUCGUCGAACGUAUCAUGGGCAGUAACUCCAUGUAAAAAGAAAACACAAAUUAAUUCGUACGAAUCGUUUUCAACUGGUGCUAAACUAUAAUAGUUGCUCGUUCAAAAUCUUCCUCAAGGAAGACCCAUGGAUUUCGACUUGCAUUGUCACAUAUUGAACAUACGGCAUUUUUUAAGCAUUUCCUUCUUUUUUUAGUGUUGAAAUAACUGUUUAUGUUAUUUCUUUUUUUUUUUUUCGAUGACAAUUUGCAAGCAUUUCGUCACUGCCAUAGCAAAUAGAGCUUCGAUGAUAAAAUGGAGCAAUGUUCGUGUCAAUUAAUACGGUCGCCCGGGAUCAUGCUCGUCGUAACGUAACGAUAUUGAGCAUGUUUAUCAAGUAAACAUGAUUCAAUAGCCGAAACGAGGCUCGGGUCCCGCGCGAGGCUCGCGAGUUCUGCUUUACGGUUGGACGCCUAUCGCGAACGAUAGGUCGUUUUCGAAGGGACUAUCUUUUUCCGAUUUAUAUCGAUAGAAUUUUUACCGGGUACCAUUUACCAGGCCACCAUUCGAUGAGGCUGGUCCUUUGAUACGCAUUUAAACUUUCGAUACGUGAAUUUUUUCCCGUAGGACCGAGUAGUAGUCGUUUCGAUCGACUUUCGCGAGCGACGUGCGUUUCUGGGGCAUUAUUUCAGCUGUCUGCCAUUUCUCGUCACUUUAUUCAUGAUUGCAUAAAAGGAAGUCAUGCGAUUAUUGAUCGGUGUCUGAGCCCGUUUUGUUCGAAUUUCUCUUUGACUUUUUCUUAGCGCUUCGAGUUCAAAUUCGAAUUACAACGAGUAGCGCUUGAAUAUAUCAAGAAGUUGAAUCUUUACUGAGAUUAUGGUAAAGUAGGCAAAAUAUUUAAAUAGGCAAAAUAUUUUCAUGGAAUAUUCUUUAAAUGACGAGAAACGGCAAAGAAAGCGGCAGAUGCAAUGAAAGUACAGUAGAAUGUCGAUUAUUCGAACGAAUUACCAACAAUUAAAUUGGCAAGAUAUGAUUCACUUCAGAGAUUCGAAUAUAGGAAUCUUUAGACAUAUCCGAAUCAGUGAGAUCGAAAGUCCGGAUAAUUAACAAUCUACCGUACUGUGAGUCAUUUAUACAAGUGUCGUGGUAGUUAACGCAAUGUAACACAUAAAUGUAUCGGUGUGAAAGUGUACUGAUAAAUAAUUCAUGAAGAUCGUUGCGUUUGCGUUUUGAUAAAAAAGAAAAAGAAACGAUGAAAUGAUUUUGUACAAUCGUAAGAUUUGUUGUUCGCCAUCUUGUGACUUUACGAGGGGGCUAAUUUUAAUCGACGAUCGGCUCAAAGUUCGUCUUCUAGGGAGGCUUCAAUUAUUUCUUUUUUCAUUUGUUGACAAGUCGUUCGUGACUAUUAUUAUUAUUAUUAUUUUGUUUUGUAAAGAUGAGUUAGUGUGUUAAAGCGAAAAAAUAACGAUGAUAUUUUGUCGCGGCAAGAGAAGACAAGGGGCGUAAGAUUUAUUCUCUAUUUCUAUCGUUUCUUUCCUUUUUUCCUCUAUUUACUUUCUUUUUCUAUUUUGCACUGUUUCUCGUUAAUUCUUUGUAGUUGAAAAUAUUUGUACGCUUGCUUCGCGGAAGGACGCGCGUUUUCCUCUCAAUGUGUCAAAAUUAUCUUGGAUAGAAUCUUCGUUUUAGAAGAGUGCGCGUUUUCCUUUCCAGUUGAAGGCAAAAUUUUCUUGGAUAGAAUCUUCGUUUUAGAGGAGUGUGCGUUACGUCCUAUAUGAGUCAUCCUUUUUUUGACCAUGGAUAUUGGCAUUUAUUUCUUUUUGGAUCGUUUCUAUCCAAUUUUACGCGAUCGUUUUACGAGGAAACGCGCAAAACUAUGACUUGUCGCUGAUCCGGUCGCGUGCGAAUUUGAUGGUUUGUUUAUGCUCUUGUUAUGUAUAGAUUCUGCACAUAAUUGAAUAUAAUACGGCGUUGUCACAUUGCACUGUGUAUUACCACAUAUUUUCAUUGUGUAAAUGUUUUUGUCGGUUCGCGAUAUUAUCAUUUUUUGAUGUUAAUACUGUAUAGUUUAUGACGUUUUCAAUUUAAGAAGCAAGAAAGUAUAAAUAGCCUAGAAUUAACCCCUUCCAUAUGAAAAUGGAUUGUUUAUAUUAUAUGUUAUUAUUAUUGUAUUCUAUAUUAUAUAUUGACGCGUUCUAGUGAAGAUGUCGUACUACAUCUUAAUUGAUGUCGACAGAAGCGAUUUACAACAAUAAAAAGAAAAGGA
Bombus impatiens (common eastern bumble bee) is the source of this 9572-nucleotide messenger RNA. RefSeq names its product protein outspread (gene osp). Lineage: Eukaryota; Metazoa; Arthropoda; Insecta; Hymenoptera; Apidae. Gene Ontology annotation, cellular component: actin cytoskeleton. Gene Ontology annotation, molecular function: actin filament binding. The record is from RefSeq and is a predicted model, not a curated record. Gene Ontology annotation, biological process: actin filament organization. The transcript is spliced from 18 exons. Bases 569 to 7270 code for a protein of 2233 amino acids.